Pedinophyceae sp. YPF-701 is the source of this 939-nucleotide messenger RNA. NCBI's taxonomy places the organism in Eukaryota, Viridiplantae, Chlorophyta, Pedinophyceae. The record is from the annotation of a GenBank genome assembly.
AUGCCGCUCGUCGUGGUGUGCGGGCAGCCAAGCUGUGGCAAGACGACCGUCUCGCAGCGCCUGGCAGCGAUGUUCCGUGAGCGCAUCGCGCAGGCGACACCAGAAGACCCGCAACUGCUGCGGGACUUGAAGGACGUGGUCGUGGUGGACGAGCCGUCCCUGCACAUGCGGCCCAACGAAGCGUACGCGGACAUGCCGCGAGAGAAGAUGCUUCGGGGAGCCAUCCGCGCGGAAGCCGACGGCAAACUCAACAAGCGGACGGUCGUGAUCGUCGACUCCGUCAACGGCAUCAAGGGUUUUCGCUACGAGCUGUGGUGUGUGGCGCGGGCGGCGGCCACGCGGCACUGUUGUGUGCACGUCGACACGCCCAGCGCGAGCCGCGAGGCCUGGAACGCGGCCCGCGUGCCGGAGGGCGACCGGUGGCUCAGCCACAUAUUCGACGACCUGUCAGGGAGGUUCGAGCGCCCCGACGGACGCAACCGCUGGGACUCUCCGCUGAUCACGGUGUAUCCGGAGAUGGGCGCGGACGCGACGGAGCGGGCGCUGCAGGACGUGGUCGCCGCCCUGACGGAGCAGGGCAACAAGAACAGCACCCGCGCACUGGCCAAGGAUCUCCGCCCCACGAUGGCCACGUCCAACGUCCCCCUGUCGUCCACCAACCUGCUGCACGAGCUCGACCGGGCGUCCCAGGAGGUGGUGGAGCGCGUCGCGAGCUGCCAGGGCGGAGCCGCGGCGGCGGGCGUCGGCGGUGUGGUGGUGUCGUUCGGGGAGGGGCUGCCGGACCUGGCACUGCCGCGCACCGUCACGAUGGCAGAGCUGAGGCGACACAAGCGGUUCUUCUUGAAAGCGGCCACCCAGAACACGUUCUCGCGGUUGAAAGAGGGCGGUAAUUCCGCCAAGCGUGUCUUCCUAGACUACCUCGCACGGUCGAUCACGUAG